AGGAGCUCGCUGCAUCCGGAUCAGCGGGAGCGAGCCUCGCACCGGGAACUGGAAGGAACAGCCGCCGCCGCCGUUGCUCGGACGAAGCGACGCCCGAUCCCUUCCCCUGCCUCCCUCCCCCCAUCCCCCAACCCAACCCCCUUCGCCGGACCGAGCAGGUGAUGGAACAAUGAAGGACCCAAAAGGGAAGACUCUUCAGGAGGAGGAAGAGGAGGAGGAGGAGGACUUUGGGCCCCAAGUCGAACUGCACUUCACCAUCUUGGAAGAAUCCGAAGGCGGCAUUUCUCAGGGGAAGCUCUGGCAUUGCGAGAUCGAUGCCGAGCUGCAGCCUGCCGACUCCUCCCAGCCGGAGCUGGACGAUGACUCCGUUUACUCUGACCGGUCGCGCUCCCCAUCCCCAGAACUCCAGGAGGUCCUCCCGCACCCUGACCGGGAAGCCGGAAAAAGGCGAGCGGAGGCCUACCCUCCGCAAGGUCCUGAGCAGCAGGUGGAGCUUCAUUUCACCAUCCUGGAGGAGUCGGAAGGGGGCAUCUCCGAGGGGAAGCUCUGCGCGAGCGAGGUCAGGCCGGACGAGCCCCUGCAGGCCAGCUACCCCGAGCGCCCGUGGGACGGACCCGUUCCCUUGAGCAGGAAGCUCAGCCCGCCGUUGGAGGCGGCGAAACCUUCGUUCCGACCAGCUGAAGGCCGGCUGGAAGGAGAAACCAAAGGCAAGGCCCCUGCGCAGGAGGCCUCCGACCAGCAGGUGGCGCUGCACUUCAGCAUCUUUGACGACCCUGAGGAAGCCAGCCUCUCCCAGGGCGCUGAGGAUUACCCGAUCUGGGAGAGCCCGUUCAAGCCGGCCAUGUACCCGGGGAACUACCCGAAGGAGGACUGGGAUAUGUCCAUCGACAGCCUGGGGGAUGUCUUUGAGCAGCAGUUCUACCCUGGCGGGCGGGUGUACCCGUGCACCGAGUGCGGGCGGGUGUUCAACCGGAAGUCGACCCUGACGCGCCACUGGCGGACCCACACAGGGGAGAAGCCCUACUCGUGCCUUGACUGCGGGCGCAGCUUCAGCCUCAACCUGAACCUCCUCACCCACCAGAUGACCCACACGGGGGAGAAGCCCUACAAGUGCCCCGACUGCGGGCAGAGUUUCACCCGCAGCACCAGUGUCACCCGGCACCAGCGGAGCCACCGGGAGGAGGACGGGCCCUACAAGGGCGACCUGUGGGAGGAGGCUUUCCCCUACAUGUUCCCGGGCCCUUUCCCCUACCCGAUGCCCCCCAUGGUGGAGGAGAGGCCCUACCUUUGCCCCGACUGUGGCGAGGCCUUCGCGCACAGCGGCAGCCUCAACCGCCACUUGCGCAUGCACCGGGGCGAGCGGCCGUACAGGUGCGUCAUGUGCGGCGAGGGCUUCUGCUCCAUGUCGAAGCUCUGCCGCCACGAGAGGAUCCACAUGGUGGAGAAGCCCUACCACUGCGAGAUCUGCGGGAAGAGCUUCGCCGUCAAGUCCACCCUGACCCGCCACCAGAUGCUGCACCAGGCCGAGAGGCCCUACAUGUGCCCCCACUGCGACAAGGGCUACGUCCAGCGGAGCCACCUGGCCAGGCACCACCACAAGGCGCACCCCGGGGUGCCCUUCAACCCCGUCAAAGCGAACAGUAUGCCCGCCACCAUCUUGGAUUCCGACAACCUCGUCACCUAUUUCUGGGGCGACGAGGAAACGGACGGUCCCGCCGAGCCUUUCCCGACUCAGUUGAUCUACUCGGGAGCAGACUCCUGAGAGCUAAGCCUCGUCUGAAGCUACGGGUGCAUCUUCCACCCGCCACCCUUGCCCAGGAGAGAAGCACUUUGGACAUGCCAGCCUCUUCUGCUCGGUCUUUUUUGGGGGGGGUGCUCAGUCUUUUUUCUGGGGAUCCUUUGGAUCUUAAGAGCUUGAGGAUUCAGCACCCCAGAGUUGAUUCCCAGUGCGGGGUUUUGUUACGGUGCCAAUAUUUCUUUAUCGGCUUGCUGCUUGCUUUUUUUUUUUUAACUUGGAGUCGGGAUGCCAGCGUGGCGCCUAUGGAGAGGCUUGGCCCUGUUGCCAGGGUUUUCUCCACCUGCUCUGACCCAUGCCCCCCCCCCGGUCGGUGGCGCAACAUCAAAAGUUCUCCUGCCUGUUGCGGGAGCUGGACACCAUCCAGCGAUGGACAGACUGGGUUCACACUGACCGCUUCUCGUGCUGCUUAACAGAUCAUAAGCAAAAGCGCCCCCCCCUUUUGGAGGGGGAAAAGGGGGAGCAGCCUGCCCUGUAGCAAAAUGUCUAGUGUUAGGGGAGGUGGGCAAGACCUUGGGAGUUCACCUGAGUUUGUUUUUCAUUUGUAGUAGGGGGGGUUAUUAUUUUUCCUGAAAAGAAAACUAUGCCUUGUUUUAUCUCCUUAAGUUUCUAGUGAGAAUGCUUGGAAAAAAUUAGUAAAAUAUGGAAAUGGAGAGAACAACAACAACAACAACAACAACAACAAAUACCCCAGAGCCAAAAUUCAGAUGGCAGUGGUUUCCUUGUCAUUUUUUUGCAAGGAGUCAGGGAUGCAGAACCAAGGCUUCCCUCAAUUCAUCCUCAAAUGUGGUCCCUAUCUUUUCCACCCCUCCCCCUGCACAGCUGUAGCAGAUUUUUAGGAGACCACAAUGAAGGUGGAAAACACUCUUGCCUUGAGAUCUGUGUCCUCCAUAGGCAGACUCCUAGGGAUCAUAGGAUCGGGGCCCUUAAUGCCUAUGUUGACUUUCAAAAGGUGGGAUUGGGUACCCUUUUUUGAGGAUGCAGACUGGGGGAGACAGAGAGAGAGAGAUGAUUUGUCAUCAAUUAAAUAUGGUGUAGAAAAGAAAGAGUAAUAUUUUCUGUUUUGAAAUCUAGAAUGUUUCCCUUUUUUCUGCACAGUACCAAAGCCAAAAUUGGUGGCUGAAUUCCAUCAGUAUUGUGGGGAGGUAUAGGUGCAAAAUUUCUAGCAAAAUCAUUAGCAUGGUUAUAUCUACAGUGGUGCCUCGCUAGACGAAAUUAAUUCGUUCCGCGGGUCUUUUCUUAUAGCGAAAAAUUUGUCUAGCGAAUCCCAUAGGAAUGCAUUGAAUUUUUUUGAAUUUUUUUUUGCCCAUAGGAACGCAUUAAUUGAAUUUCAAUGCAUUCCUAUGGGAAACCACGAUUCGCUAGACGAAUUUUUCGUGAAACGCAUUCGUCUAGCGAGGCAACCUCCGCUCGAAAAAUCCUUUCGUUAAGCGGAAAUUUCGUUAAGCAGGGCAUUCGUUAAGCGAGGCACCACUGUAUAUCACACUAGCAGCCUCACAACUGGCGUUUGGGGGAAUUCUGGGAAACAGAAAAGAAU
Molecule: messenger RNA, 3332 nt
Organism: Zootoca vivipara (common lizard)
Lineage: Eukaryota; Metazoa; Chordata; Lepidosauria; Squamata; Lacertidae
Biological process (GO): regulation of gene expression
Cellular component (GO): nucleus
Source: RefSeq, a predicted model, not a curated record